This is a messenger RNA of Lagopus leucura (white-tailed ptarmigan), 5734 nucleotides long. RefSeq names its product ceramide synthase 6 (gene CERS6). Gene Ontology annotation, cellular component: membrane. Lineage: Eukaryota; Metazoa; Chordata; Aves; Galliformes; Phasianidae. The transcript has 12 exons. The record is from RefSeq and is a predicted model, not a curated record. Gene Ontology annotation, molecular function: sphingosine N-acyltransferase activity; DNA binding. The coding region runs from base 22 to 1131 and encodes 369 amino acids. Gene Ontology annotation, biological process: ceramide biosynthetic process.
GCCGCGACAGACAAAGCAAAGAUGGCAGGGAUCCUUGCCUGGUUCUGGAACGAGCGGUUCUGGCUGCCGCACAACGUCACCUGGGCCGACCUGCAGAGCACGGAGGAAGCCUCCUUCCCGCAGGCGGAGGACCUCUACCUCGCCUUCCCGCUGGCCUUCUGCAUCUUCAUGAUCCGGCUGCUCUUCGAAAGGUUCGUUGCUAAACCAUGUGCCUUAGGCCUUAAAGUCCAAGCCAACGGACCACAGAAAGCUCAACCUAAUGCUAUCCUGGAAAAAGUUUUCACAGCCAUUACAAAGCAUCCGGAUGAGAAGAGGCUGGAGGGCCUCUCCAAGCAGCUGGACUGGGACGUACGCAGCAUUCAGCGUUGGUUUCGACAAAGACGCAACCAGGAGAAGCCCAGUACUCUUACAAAGUUCUGUGAGAGCAUGUGGAGAUUUACAUUUUACCUUUAUAUAUUUACCUAUGGAGUACGGUUCCUGAAAAAGACACCCUGGCUUUGGAAUACCAGACAGUGCUGGAAUGGUUACCCAUAUCAGCCACUGAUGCCUGAUCUUCAUUAUUACUACAUUGCUGAAUUAUCAUUCUACUGGUCCUUAAUGUUUUCUCAGUUCAUUGACAUCAAAAGAAAGGAUUUUGGCAUCAUGUUUACACAUCACAUUGUAACUGUCACCCUGAUAACCUUCUCAUAUGUAACCAAUUUGACACGAGUGGGAACCCUGACCUUAUGUCUCCAUGAUGCUGCUGAUGUUGUCCUAGAGGCUGCCAAAAUGGCAAACUAUUGCAAGUGUCAAAAACUGAGUGACCUUCUGUUCCUUACGUUUGCAAUUGUCUUCAUUGUCAGUAGGCUUGGCAUAUAUCCUUUAUGGAUAUUAAACACUACAUUAUUUGAACUGUAUGAAGCUCUGGGCAAUUUUCCUGCCUUGUGGGUCUUCAAUGUGCUGCUUGUGGUUCUUCAAAUUCUGCACUGUUUUUGGUCUUAUCUAAUAAUAAAGGCAGCCUACAAAGCUAUUUCAAAAGGCAAGAACUUGGCCUGUUGUUUUGCACCCUCUCUUACUCUGCUUGUCUAUCCUGUCCCUUGUGCUGCAUUGGAAGGCUGGAAAGUGGAACCCCUUGCAUGUAACAAAGGAUGACCGAAGUGACAUUGAGUCAAGCUCAGAUGAGGAAGAAACAGUACCUCGUUCAAAGACCCUGCACAGUACUAUCACCACUAAUGGGACUGGUGGUGCCAAUGGGACAAAUGGUUAUCUUACUGGUAGCACAUGCUCAGAGGAGCAUUAAUCUUUGAGUGUCACAAGACAUAAACAGGAUGAACUGUUUGCUACUGUAAGUAAAUUAGAAGUUGCGAAUGCUGUUUCUUCAUAUAUAUCAGCAUAAAAAAAUUUAGGAGUAUCGAAGCAUUCUGAUAGUGCACUGCCAUACUCCCUGUUUGUGAAUGAAGACGACACAUCAUUCUGUAUACGUAGGUAGGCAUGCUGUAUGUGUAUGUAAUUGACACAAUGGGAGCAGUAUUUUCACUUGUACCAUAUUUGAAAUAUUAUUUAUUCUGUAUUCUUUCUGGGAACUUCUGGACAAAAGGGAACAUCUAUUCUCAAACUUUAUCUCUUGGGAUUCUCAGUGGUGGAGAGUAUCACACUCUGAUCUCUUCUGUCCAUUCCUGUUGCUUUUGCUGAGUCUGCUAUACAUAAUGGCUGCUUUAUUUGUUACUUACAAAAGAUAGAACAUAGCUUUGCAGAUUCUAGUUCUGCUUCAGAUAUUUUUGUUACUUUGUGUUUUAAAGUGCUGGUUUUGAAACUGCCUAUCGAAUCACACUGGCCAUUCCUCCAAUAUGAAGUUUUAAAAGACUGGAUUUAUAUGUUGAAUGCUAGGUAAUAUGAUCAAUUAGCAAUUAGGGAAAAAAGAACCAUUGUGAUUGUGGAAAUGUUACUUUAGAAUAACCUAAAAUUCAGAAUUGGUGGUUAAUUGCAUUAGAAGUAGAUUUGAUUAGUUGUGCAAAUUUCCAGAAGCAUUGAUGUCAGCAGUUAGGAUGCACUCAUUCUUGCCUUUUAUUUUUCCUUGCAAUUUUUGACAUCUAUUAUGACAAUCAGCUUUUUACACAGAUUCCAUGUUGAAAGUGCACCAUUGUGAAUCCAGAACUCACUCCUGAAACUAUUCUUCCAAGUUCAUAAAGAUGAGAGCAGAGAAUGAAAAAAGCAGCAGAUGAAGUCAUUGCUUCCUUGGACACAGUUUAUUCUAGGCACCAUUUGCACAUUAGCAAAAGACACGCUGAAAGUAAGGACAGAAUAGUAUGAAUGAAAAUCGUACCACCUCUUAGUAGAAAACAAAGGUAAGAAAACAAAAAAAAUUCUAAAUCAUGGGAGAAAAAAUGUCAGUUUUGCUACUUAUACAGCAUCCUUUAUUAUUCAGCAGUUUCAUAGUUUGUAUGUCCCUGAGCAUAUCUGAAGGAGAAAGGAAGUCUUAUUUAAAUCUCCCUCUCCUCUAAAAGCUUCUUUGCCUCUAAUUUUUUUUUCAUCUGUCUUCUGUGCCUCUGAUUUUAAUGCAAAUAACACAUAUGAAGAUAGUAUGUAAUACAGAUGAAGAUACCGUGAUUGCAAUAGAAGCUAUCCCAUCCACAGUAUUUGAAUGGCCACUGUUUAAGAAUUAUUGUUAAGAUUAUGCUAAGGUUUUAAAACAAAAUGAUCUUGGGAUUUAUUGAAUAAGUGUUAUUAGUUCUGAAAUCUGACUUGCUAAUUGACCUGGUCAUUGAGAAUAACAGUAUCAUAGAAUAACCAGAGUUAGAAUAGACCCACAAGGAUCAUUUAGUCCAGCUCCUGGCUCCACACAGGACCACCCACAAUUCAAUCCCUAUGUCUAAGAAUCUUGACUAAAUGUUCCUUGAAUUCCGGCCACAUGAGAUUGUGACCACCGCUCCACGGGAGAUUGUUCCAGUGCCAACCAGCCUCUGGUGAAUAGGCCUGAACAUGCUUCCUUCAUGAUGUUCAUUUCUAUCUCUACUGGAUUUCCCUUUUGCAAAGAUAGUUACAAAACUGGCAUUCUGGCAAAUAUUUUGUCUUAUAUGGGGGCAGAAUGUUGCUCUAAAUUGUCAGUGUACACCUAUAUUAUUGUAACAUCUUUGAUAUCUGGACAGAAAACAGUUCCUAUUAACAAUCUCCAAACAAGAGGCAGGUAACGUUGGUCCCUGUUGAUCCUCACCAGCUCUUUUCUAUAGUAUUGAGUCAGACCUACAGUCAGUGUUACAAACACAGUUGACUAGCUGCCUCUGGCUUAGUGUAUCCCCAUUGUUAAAUAAUGUAACUUGGAUUGAAACUUGGAUUGAAAUUGGUUUGAAUUCUAAAUUAAGUUGUAUCUGUUAUGCACUAAAGCAUGUAAAUACUUACUUUGGUUCAUCUGACCUCCAGUAACUUAUCUCCUAUAAAACAGGCUUUUUGAAGUCUAUUCAUAGCAGCUUAGAAUAAGUAUAAAUAUGUCUAGGAAAUAGGCAGAGUAACAGGGUCAAAAGGCAUGUUUGUGAAAAUGGGGUGAGAGCAAAGAAGCUUCAAGUACUUAACUAAACUUUGCUAAACAAUUUUUGAUGGAGAUUCAUAUAAUUAUUUAUCUGUCCUUACUGAAAAUGACCAGGUGUUUUAGUGAUCAUAUUUGGUAGCGUGCUUUGAUUCAUUGCUUUGGCCAAUGGAUGUCAAAACUUUGGCCUCAUCUUCCAGACAAUAUCACACACUUGUUUCCUUUUCAGUUGAAUUUGUUUGCUUCUUUGCUGAAGAGGUUUGUAAGGUGCUUUUGGAGGCUGUUACAUAUGUAAAGGAUAAUCACACAUAUUCCUGAAAAUGUAUUAAAGUGAUUCGCAUGGCUCAUGGUAAAUGCAAUAUCUUAAAAGGUUAUGUAUAUUCAUACCUUCUGUAGAAUUUAGAAAUGAGGGUUUGUAUUCUGUAACCUUUUUGUCUUCAACCUUUAUGCUCUCUUUCUAUAGUACAGUACACGACACAGUGGUUAAGAUGUUGAAGUAGAAAAAUGAGGAAGUGAUGUGUAGAGUUUGUUAGUAAAUGGUAGGAAUUUUUCUUCUUUCCUUAGCCAGUCCAGAGUAUAUUAAAAUAAAUUCAGGUCUCCCUUUGCUUACUGCUUUUCAUAUUGUCAUGCUUUGUACCAGAAAAAAAUAAAUAUAUUGGUUUUUUUUUCUUAAGAAAACAAAACAAACGCAAACACUUAAACAUUGCAGAAAAUGGAAGAAAUAUCUAAUGAAACAACAAUGGUGAACGCUGGAGUAAUUUGGGUCUUGAUUGUUGUUAAAUAGUGCUAGUUCUAUAAUACCAAAGUGUCCCAUGCUGUUUCCUUGUUGCCAUUUUGUAUUUUUUCUAUGCGUUAUUUAAUUCCAGCAGAGCUGAAACAGGUGUCACAGCUUCAGAUGUGUUCAGCUCCUGUUUCAGAUUGGGACCAUUCUGUAUGAUUGCUGAUGCCAAAUCCUUUUUCUGAGAUCCAAGUACAUGCACUAAAGCUUUGCUUACAGUAAAAUAAUUCUUGUCUUAAAUCUGUGUCUGUUUUGAAUGAAAAUCACUUCACAGUUCUGAAUGGACCAUGAUGGCAAAUGCUGUUAGCCUGCAGCAAAUGUCAGUGAUCAACUUGAGGUGAUUUAGACACCGCGUGUUUUACGCAGCCUAUUCUACUAAGAAGCAUAAUGCCUGUUAUGUUCAUCUUUUCAUUAGCUCAGCCUUCCGUAUUCUCAGAUAAAUAUGGGCUAACAUUGGUUUUCUAUAGUUGAUGCUUUGGUAUUUUUUUAAUCUAUUUGCUACAACCCAUUUUUGUAUGUCUCCUACUUGUCUACUUCUUGUGACAUUUGUUGUAAGAGAAGUUGUUGAAUACUUUUUAUCCUUCCUGUAAUGUAAAACCUGUUAGGCCUAACUUCAGUGUUCUGCAAACUACAGUUGCCUUUAAACCAUAAAGAAAAACCAAUUUGUAUUACUUGUUUUGAUGGGUUUGAUUUGGAGUAGGGAUCUAAUGGGAACUUCAGGAAGACAACCUUAUUCUUUAUUUCUUUUCUUUUUGGAAAAUAUUUAUGGACGUUUGGAAAAGUGACAUAUGUGUGUAGCCUUUAAAUUGUAAAGAUUUCUGACUGUAGUUGCAAUGAAAACACAGUGUUUGAAUGUGUCUGUACAGAAUUCUGUUUUUGAAAUUGCUUUCAAUUUGAAAAAUAGAUGAAAAGGCUAUGAAAUGAUGUUUUGCAGCUGACAGUGAUUACAGUGAUUAUAUAUGAGAUGGAAAAAAAAAAGAAAAAAAAAGAUUCUUAUCUAACCUAAAAUGAUCUAUGUAAUUAAAGACAUUUUAUAGCUUCUGUUGAACUUCAUCUUCUGGUAGUCCCAGGAUUUAAGUUUCAUAGAUAAGCUCUCAUGUUGUACUGUGCAUGUUGACUGCCUGUUGCAAGUCAGGGUUAGAGUGAGGCAGAUGACACUACUUCAGCUGUGUUUUCAUUACAAUCUGGUGCUUGAGCAACUCUUUCAGAAAUGCAAUGAUAUGUAGGAACUCCACAGUCCCAGACACAGUGAUGUGCUAGCUAGCUGAAAGUCCUUUUAUGUACAGCUGUUGCGUAGAACUUUGGGAGUUAUUUUGUGUUUGACUCAGUUUGGUUUUUUCGUUGUUUCUUUUUAUAUUAUGGACAAUAAGUAUUCCUCAUGAAGUCUCUGGAACCAAUUAAUAUUGUGGGUUAUUUUAAUUUGGAGACACUUUCAUAAUAAACAUAAAUAUUAGGAA